Messenger RNA from Heterostelium album PN500, 2106 nucleotides. Its product is annotated as armadillo repeat-containing protein. Gene Ontology annotation, biological process: ribosomal large subunit biogenesis; protein import into nucleus. The transcript is spliced from 5 exons. The coding region runs from base 1 to 2106 and encodes 701 amino acids. Lineage: Eukaryota; Evosea; Eumycetozoa; Acytosteliales; Acytosteliaceae. The record is from RefSeq and is a predicted model, not a curated record.
AUGGGAAAGAUUACAAAUAAUAAAAAAGUAUAUAGAGUUGAUCCAAUCACAGGUGCUAAUACCAGAAACGAUGACGAAGGAAAUGGAUCAGCAUCUGAAGUGAUGAAUGAUGACACUGCCAAGAUGCUUUAUGAUCAGGUGUUGAAUGCUGCAUCUACUCUUGUCGAUGAUCCUCAGGAACUAUUGAAGAUGGUCGAUGACAAGGAUGCCAAUCAACGUGAUCUCGCACUCAGAACCGUGGCAGAACUCAUCAUAGAGAACACAUCGUUCAAUAAGAACAAUCUCCUCGAUAAUAAAGAUAAUCUCAUAAAGAUCAUAAAGAGAUCAUCCGAUCCUGAACCACAAGUUGCCGUCACCGCAAUGGGUGCAUUAAGAAACCUUACAAUUGUCAAUCCAGAAUCAUGUGAUCUAUUGUUAUCAUCGGAUAUUCUUACUAGUUUGAUCUCAAACUUUAACAGGUCACUAGAGUUUAUCAGUACAAUUCAAAAUAACAAAUAUACUACAGGUCCUGCAUUGGAGAAUCAACAUAUCUUAUUACAAUCAUUAUCAUUAUUAACAAAUCUUUGUGAAUUAUCAGAUUCAGCAUUCGAAGUUGUUUCUAAUUCAGUUGGUCAACAUUUCAGCAAGUUGUUCCAAUUGCUCAUUGGACACAGUUUGUUUUUGGAGGAGUUGGUGUUCUAUACUUGCGAGUUCUUGUCGAUCAUCACAGAGAAUAACGCAAAGCUAUCGAUGACCGUUGGUAAUGACUUGUUGAUGCAACUCUACAAGUGUGUCAGCGAAUCAAAGAUGUCGAUCAAGUUGUUAUCUCUCAUCUCUGUCACUCUUCUCAAUAUUGGAUCACACUACCACCGUGACAAAGUAGUAGAGUUGAUCACACCACUCCUCUUGCCAGCAUUCACCAACUUCCAACCGGUAGCAUCGUUGCUCGCAAUCAAAGAGAAGAGAUUGGCAUUGAAAGAGGUCACCGCUUCAUCUAACAACCAAGAGGAGGAAGAGGAUGAACCAAUUGAAGAAGAUACAAUCGUAGAGGAUGGUGAUGACGAUGAUGAAGUUGAAGAUCAGCAAAUGGGUGAAACAUCAACAACAUCAAAUAAUAAUAAUAAUGGUGAUACUAAAGAACCAAAGAAAGCAAAGAGUGAAUCAGUUACUUUUGAGAAUGAAGCAGAAAAGAUGGAAGAGCAAUGGCGUGAUUCAUUAUCUGCACAACAAACAGCCAUCGAAAUCUUUACCAACAUUCUAAGUGACGAUGGCCAGCAACAACCAUCGGACAAUCCAUACGACGAAGAUGACAAAUUCCUCGAUGUUCAAGACAUUGAAUCUGCACAAGAUCAAGAUGUAUCACCAUUAAUUAAAUACUUAGAAAGUACUACUUUAUUAGCAAAUUUAAUAGAAUUGAUUGAAUCAAUUGAAUUACAGGAUAUUACAAAGAUUGUAAAGGAAUGUACAGAGUUGAUGCAAUUGGCAAUCUCAUUAAAGACAAUGUAUAAACGUGCAAUUCAAUGCCUAUCGAAUCUUUUAAUCUCAUUCAGUAAAGAGAAGAUACAUUCACACCAAAGACUAUGGGAUUUGAUGUUGAAGAUCUCUGCACACUCCAUUCACAACGGCCAAAUCUCACAAGCAAAGACCGAGAUUGAACAAUUAGAGAUUGCAACCAGCUCACUUUGGUCACUCAUGAGAAAUAAUAGUUCAAUUGGUUUUAAUAAUUUAGAUGAAAUUAAAAAUAUAUUGUUUAUUACAAGUAAUGCUCCUACUUUGGUAAAGACCAAUUUAAUUGGUAUGAUUGGUUUGAUGGGACAAAAAGAUAUGUGUAAAUCAAUAUUGAAUCAGAUCGGUCAGUUGUUCGUCUACUGUUUGGCCAACGAUCAGAAUGCAGAGGUCAUUGCAGAGACUUUGAAUUCGAUAUUCGAUGUAUUUGCUGAGCCACCAGUCAAUCAGGUCUUUAAAGAACUCAACAUGAUGUCUACUCUCGAGCAAUAUGUACCAAUCUUGCGAAAUAAGAUAAAAACAGACAAGAAGAAACUAGAUCGUCAAAUGCUCGACCGUCUCGAUGAGUCUAGAAUCAAUUUAACAAGAUUCAUACAAUAUAAGAAACAACAAAAAUAUUAA